Molecule: messenger RNA, 1254 nt
Organism: Enterobius vermicularis (human pinworm)
Lineage: Eukaryota; Metazoa; Nematoda; Chromadorea; Rhabditida; Oxyuridae
Source: the annotation of a GenBank genome assembly
AUGAAAUUUGAAAAUCUACUUGGACAACACGGAACUGCUGUCGCAAAACGACUUGGCUGGAAGCAAGGUAGCGAUGAGGAAGAAACAUGGUCGAAGAAAGCGAUUGAAAGCUUAAUGAAAAAAUUACAAAAGCACAAUAAGGAAGCACUUGGAAAUUUAGAGCUGGCUUUGCAAGCUGAAGGCAAGCAACCUACUGAGUGUGUUACAAUUCCACGCUCUUUAGAUGGCCGUCUGCAGAUCUCUCAUCGUAAAGCGCUUCCUCAUGUCAUAUACUGUCGAGUAUAUCGAUGGCCAGAUCUGCAAUCUCACCAUGAGUUAAAAGCAAUUGAUGAAUGUAAAUACUGUUAUGAAUCUGGACAAAAAGAUGUUUGUAUAAAUCCGUACCACUACAAGCGCGUUGAAAACGCCGGUAUUUUACCACCAGUAUUAGUCCCACGAUACUCCGAACAUCCUCCAGUCCAGGAUCCGCGUUAUGUAACUUCGAUGAAUGUGCCAAUGCCUUCAUUUUCUUUAGAUAAUCCGCCUUCAAAUAUAGUUUAUGGUUCUCCCUACAGCAGUUAUGGGUAUGGGAAGGGUGAAGAGAUGGAUACUGGAGGACCGCUGCUUGCUACAAGAGUGCCAACGGUACCAGUUUCUUAUGAAGAACAAGAGCAGUGGGCAACCAUAACGUAUUUUGAAUUGAACACAAGGGUGGGAGAACCAUUUAAAGUAUCAUCACCAACGGUUGAAAUCAAUGGAUUUACAGAUCCAACAAGCAACACAAAUCAGAUUUGUCUUGGGGUCCUUGAAAACGUUAACCGUAACCCUCAAAUCCAAACAACGCGCGGUUAUAUAGGCAAAGGAGUCAAAUUAACGUAUGUGCCGAUACAAGGAGUGCUUUUUGCUGAGUGUCUUAGUGAUAAUGCUGUUUUCAUUCAAUCAUUAAACUGUAAUUGUUUUAACGGGUUUCACCCCUCAACAGUGUGCAAAAUAACUAAUGGAAUGUCGUUGAAGAUCUUUGACCUUUUGACAUUUAAAAAGCAACUCGAUAAGGCCAUGAAGGAGCCACAUUCGUUUGAUUCCGUUUACGAAUUGACAAAGAUGACAAUUAUACGCAUGUCAUUUGUGAAAGGAUGGGGGUCAGAAUAUCACAGACAAGAUGUUACAUCUACCCCUUGCUGGACUGAAAUUCAUCUUCAUGCUCCUUUAAAGUGGCUCGAUAAAAUACUCUCCAAAAUGGGACAGUCAGCAAAUCCAAUUUCAUCGUUGUCCUGA